Messenger RNA from Thalassophryne amazonica, 3934 nucleotides. It is a transcript of the gene iars2, whose product is annotated as isoleucyl-tRNA synthetase 2, mitochondrial. Gene Ontology annotation, cellular component: cytosol. Gene Ontology annotation, biological process: isoleucyl-tRNA aminoacylation. NCBI's taxonomy places the organism in Eukaryota, Metazoa, Chordata, Actinopteri, Batrachoidiformes, Batrachoididae. Gene Ontology annotation, molecular function: ATP binding; aminoacyl-tRNA deacylase activity; isoleucine-tRNA ligase activity. The record is from RefSeq and is a predicted model, not a curated record.
AAAUCACGUGACUGGAGAAGCGGAAGAAUCGUUGCGGUAAAACAAACCGAGCUUCGAUACAUUUGUUCCAACACGUUGCUUCAGUUUGUUUUGUUUUUUUUUUUGGUAGCAUGGAGAAUGUAAGCCUCAUUUUUGUCCAAGUUGAUUAAGAAAUAGCCGGUUUCCUCAGUUUGUUUCGUUUCUCCCUCUCCCCAUCGUCUCUUCAUGCUGCUGCGGCGCGUUUGUUCACUAAACCACAAGCUAGCGAGACGGGGACUGAGGUCACAGCCGGGAUGCGGCCUCCUCCACCGCGCUGUUUCCUUCAGCAGCAGCCGCUAUCGAGGCGUCAGUUCUGGCGGAGACAGCGCGCAGCAGCACGCAGAGAACGGGGCUCCUCAGGAGCAGUACCGACACACGGUGCUGCUUCCUCACACGGAGUUUGCGAUGAAACUGAGCGGACAAAAGCUGCUGGACCGAGAACUACAAAUCCAAAAGGAGUGUGGAUUUGCAGAGUUGUACUCCUGGCAGAGAGAGAGGAAGGCCAAGAAAGAGUUUUGUCUUCAUGAUGGCCCACCGUACGCCAAUGGAGAUCCUCAUGUUGGACAUGCACUCAAUAAGAUCCUGAAAGAUAUCCGUAACCGUUUUGAGAUGCUCAGAGGACGGCUGGUCCACUACGUUCCAGGCUGGGACUGCCAUGGGCUGCCCAUUGAGCUGAAGGCUCUUGGAGAGCUUGGGACUAGUGGCCUCAGUCCUCUACAAAUCAGACAGAAAGCUCGGCAGUUUGCAGAGGGGGCCAUAGCUCGUCAGAAGGCUGCUUUCCAACGCUGGGGGGUAAUGGCUGACUGGGACCAGUGUUACUACACAUUCAGUGGGGAAUACGAGGCGACACAAUUGAAAGUCUUCCAGGAGAUGCACAGCAAGGGUCUUAUCUACCAGGACUACAAGCCAGUCUUCUGGUCUCCUUCAUCAAGAACGGCUCUAGCCGAGGCAGAGUUGGAAUAUAAUCCUGAGCAUGUGAGCAAAGCCAUUUAUGUCAAGUUCCCUCUGGUCACCGUGCCACCUGCGAUCACCUCUGAAGCAGAUCUAGGCAAUAUUUCUGUGUUAGUGUGGACCACCCAGCCCUGGACCAUUCCAGCUAACCAGGCUGUCUGCUACAUGUCCAACACCCAAUACUCGCUGCUGAAGCAGUCGGACAGCUCUCAGCUGCUCAUAGUGGCCACUGAGCGCACAGCCAGCACGGCAGCACUGCUGGGAACAGAGCUGGAGACCGUGGGCACCUUCACAGGGACUCAACUCGAGGGCGGGUUCUGUAAACAUCCCACUAUUUCUGACAAGGAAGUUCCUCUGUUGCCAGCCAAUCAUGUGACAAUGGCGAAAGGAACAGGAUUGGUUCACACAGCGCCAGCUCAUGGCAUGGAUGACUACAGUGUGGCACUGCAGUUUAAACUGUCAGUGGAGUGUAUGAUGGAUGAGGACGGCAGGUUCACUGAGCUGGCCGGCCCUGAGCUGGAGAAUCUGUCUGUUAUGGAGCAAGGCACUGAUAAAGUGAUCUCCAUGCUGAAGGAGUGCGGUGCUCUGGUGAAGGAGGAGCGCUGCGUCCACAGCUACCCAUAUGACUGGAGGACGAAGCAGCCUGUUGUCAUUAGACCCAGUAAACAGUGGUUCAUUAACACCACGUCACUCAAAGACAAAGCCAAGGAGGCGUUGAAGAAGGUACGUGUUUUGCCGGAGUCGGCGAGGGGCAGCCUGCUGGCCAUGUUGGACAGAAGAAGCUACUGGGCUGCAUCCAGACAGCGAAGCUGCGUCCCCAUCCCAGUCUUCUACCACAAAACCGGAGAGGCUCUCAUCAACAAACACACAAUGCUGCACAUAAUAAACCUCUUCAAAGAAAAAGGCAGCGACUGUUGGUGGGAGCUUCCCAUCAAGGCACUGCUGCCAGCAGAGGUCCUCAACAAGAGUAAAGGAGGUCCAGUGACUGACUACAUGCGUGGACAGGACGUGCUGGACAUCUGGUUUGACAGCGGAUCAUCAUGGGCUGCCGUCCUAGAAGAGAUGGACUCCAGGGCCGAUGUGUAUGUGGAGGGGAAGGACCAGGUUGGAGGAUGGUUUCAGUCCUCCCUGCUCACCAGUGUCGCCACCAGAAACAAAGCACCGUACAAGUCUCUGGUGGUUCAUGGCUUUGCUGUCAGUGAGAAGGGAGAGAAGAUGUCAAAGUCUCUGGGAAACGUUGUUGAUCCUGAUACGGUCAUCAACGGGGAGAAGGAUGGCAGUCUGCCAGCGUACGGGGCAGAUGUGCUACGUUGGUGGGUUGCAGAGUCAAACAUCUUCACUGAGAUUCAGAUUGGUCCCACUGCCCUCAACUCUGCCAGAGACCGUAUCAACAAGUUGAGGAAUACUCUAAAGUUCAUGCUUGGUAACCUGCAGGGUUUUGACCCACGUGCUCAGGCUCUUGACCCCAAACAGAUGUACUACAUUGACCAGUACAUGUUACACCUCCUCCGCGAGUACAGCAUGAAGGUGACGGACGCCUACAGUGAUUUUGAUGUCAGCAGAGUCAUCCGUACCCUCCAAGCUUUCAUUACCAGAGACCUCUCUAGCUUUUACUUCAGUAUCAUUAAAGACAGGAUGUACUGCGAUCCGGUGGACUCGUUGGGUCGACGAUCGUGUCAGACAACCUUGGAGGAAAUUCUGGACGGCAUUACGAGAUCCAUAGCGCCGAUCUUGCCACACCUAGCUGAAGAGGUCUACCUGCAUGCACCAGGACACGACAAAGGGGAGACCUUGUUCAGGAGCGGCUGGAUCAAAAGCAGUUCAGGGUGGAACCGUCCAGGACUGCAGGAGGCAGUGGAAGGUGCUUGUGCCAUCAGGGACUCCUUCUUUUCCUCCAUUGCAAGUACAAAUCCUGCCCAGUACGACCUCACCAUUGCCAUCGAACCGAGUCUACUGUUUGAACUCAUGGAGUCCCUCCAGGAGGAGCCCUCCUCCACCUCGUCCCAGCUGGCUGAGUUGAUGAUGGCUGCACGAGUCAACCUGACCACUGCGCUACCCCGUGACCUGCCCUCAGACGCCCUGAUGAACUACGGCACCUUCCUCAUCAAUCUGGAAGGCGGUGUGAUCCGUGAGGACAGUUCCUACAGUGUCGCCGCGGUUCCCACCGCUGCUGCUCGAUGCCCACGCUGCCGCCGCUACACCUCCGAGUCAGCAGACUGUUUGUGCCCGCGCUGCCACGAUGUUGUUUCACAGGAUCACUGAGAGCGCAACAUCGCCAUUGCGGUUAACGGCCAAUCAUGGCUGUUUCAAGAGACCUCAGAUUUUGGAGGAACAGAAACACGCUCAUGAAGCAUUUGUGCAUCCUGCAGAUGGGUGUGAGACUGAGGCAGAAAAAUGUUACUUUCCAGCUCUCAUCAUUUGUGUCUGCAAAAUCACUAAAUAAAAGUGAAACUGUCAUCAGCGUAAAAUCUUUCUAGCAGUCUGGUUUUUCUGUGACAGAAUUGUUUUCUUUCUCACCUUUUCUUCUGAAUGUUCAGUGGCUCUGCCUAGUUUGAGGGUUCGAUUGUUUCCUGUCUACAUAUAAGGUGACCUUUUGACCUUUACUAUCCUGCUGCCAAAUGCAACCCUUCUAAAACAGGGAAAUGUAUUUUCAGUUUGCUGUUUGUUUGUUUUGGGUGUCAUUGUUACGCACUUAAACCAGUGUAAAAUUCCAAACCACAUCUCCAUCACGUUAUCAGUGUGCAAUCGUGCAGACGCUUUACUGUUUAUUAUACUGAGAUCACAGGUUGUCUUUAUUCACAUUUAUGAAGAAAAGCCAGAUGUGGAGGCACUUUUCUCCUGGAGGUGUAAAUCAACCAGUUAGUGAUACUGUGGGCGAGUUCACUUUUUAUAUGUUUAUAAAAUCUGUCUCGUUUUGAAAGGAAGUUUGAGAAAUGUCUGAAAAUAAAGUUGAAUCUGUUAAAUA